Molecule: messenger RNA, 870 nt
Organism: Cylindrotheca closterium
Lineage: Eukaryota; Bacillariophyta; Bacillariophyceae; Bacillariales; Bacillariaceae
Source: the annotation of a GenBank genome assembly
AUGGAGACCAGAAUACUCCGACACAACAACAACAACAGUACUGCCAUCAGAUGUACGCCAUCCUCCAUUUCGUUGCUGCUGCUAGUAAUGUCCUCCAUCUUACUACCAACCACCAAUGCCAUGACCGAAAUUGAUAUGGGAACCACCUUGGUGGCCUUGAAAUUUGACAAUGGAGUCGUCGUGGGUGCGGAUACCCGAACCUCUGCCUCCGGUUACGUCAGCAACAAAUUGGCCCAAAAGAUUCACAAAAUUACAUCACCUGCUAUGGAAGAUGAGAAGGAUAAUGACAAUGGCAGUGAUGAUGAUGAUGAUGAUUCUUUGUCCUGCGUCAUUUGUCGUUCGGGCAGUGCGGCCGAUACUCAAUGGUUGUGUCAAGAGUUGACGACUGAUUUGUGGGAACGGAAGUAUCGGUAUUGCCAGAAAACGUCCGUCCGUCAAGUGGCGCAUUUCUUGCGGCACUUGAUGCGACAACAAGGUGAAUCAUCACUACAGGCCAGUCUGAUUUGUGCGGGUUGCGAUGAACAAGAGGCCAAGAUAUUUACCAUUGCACCAUCUGGGACAUUGUUGGAAGAAGACGUCUUUGCCGUAAGUGGAUCGGGAUCCACAAUCUUGCUAGGGCAUUUGGAUUCCUUAAAAAUGUCAAUGACAAAAGGCGACGAUGGAUUGUAUUCGGAAGAAGAAGCAGUAGAAUUGGUGACCAAAUUGUUGCGACUGAGCAUAGAACGUGAUGGUAGUUCGGGAGGACUGAUACGGUUAGUGGUCAUGCAAAAGGGAAAGAAGCUAAGAGAAAUUACAGUGUAUCCGGAUGCUCCAUCCUCCACGCAGUUGGAAAUGAAUAUUCCAGGAUUUGCCAAUGCCGAGGCUAUAUAA